AUGGCGUCCUCCCACGGUGACCUGGCGCAUCUGUUGCCGCCUACGUACAAGCGCUUGAUCGCCUCCUGGCUCGAGGAGGACUGCCCCAGCUUUGACUACGGCGGCUUUGUCGUCGGCGAGUCUGAGGGCGAGGCCCGACUCUUGGGGAAGAGUAAGGGCAUCGUUGCGGGCGUUCCCUUUUUCAACGAAGUCUUCGCUCAGUUAGGCUGCACUGUUGAAUGGCAUGUGAAAGAGGGUGAGGCUAUUGAACCCAUCAAACACUGUGCCACCGUCCGGGGCCCCAUUCGGAAAAUCCUCCUCGGUGAGAGGGUUGGCCUGAAUAUUCUGGCGCGAUGCUCGGGCAUUGCAACGAAGAGCUCGUCUCUCGUCAAGGCACUCCGCUCGCAUGGCUGGAAAGGCACCCUGGCGGGAACGCGCAAGACGACGCCGGGAUUCCGCGUGGUCGAAAAGUACGGCAUCCUCGUCGGCGGCGCUGACCCGCAUCGGCACGAUCUCAGCUCGAUGACGAUGCUCAAGGACAACCACGUCUGGGCGUGCGCGAACAAGAACGCGGCGCUGAGCGGCACCAGCCAGACGCCCGAAUCGAUCGCGGCGGCCAUCCCGAUGGCCGUCCAGGCCGCCAAGGCUGCCGGAGGGUUCGCGACCAAAGUCGAAGUCGAGGUCCGCAGUAUCGAGGAGGCCAAUGCUGCCAUCGCCGCGGGCGCGGACGUCAUCAUGCUGGACAACUUUACGGCCGAGGGAGUCCGCGCCGCUGCCAAGCAGCUCAAGACGGAGUGGGCGGCCAAGGGCAAGCCGCCGGGGUCGUUCCUGAUCGAGGUCAGUGGCGGCUUGACGGAGAGCAACGCGGCGUCGUACGCGUGCGAGGACGUCGAUAUCCUAUCGACCAGCUCGAUCCACCAGGGGACGCCCAUUGUUGACUUUUCGCUGAAAGUCUCAUUACGAUGA
This is a messenger RNA of Rasamsonia emersonii CBS 393.64, 945 nucleotides long. Its product is annotated as Nicotinate-nucleotide diphosphorylase (carboxylating). Gene Ontology annotation, molecular function: nicotinate-nucleotide diphosphorylase (carboxylating) activity. NCBI's taxonomy places the organism in Eukaryota, Fungi, Ascomycota, Eurotiomycetes, Eurotiales, Trichocomaceae. The record is from RefSeq and is a predicted model, not a curated record. Gene Ontology annotation, biological process: quinolinate catabolic process; NAD+ biosynthetic process. Bases 1 to 945 code for a protein of 314 amino acids. Gene Ontology annotation, cellular component: cytoplasm. The transcript is spliced from 4 exons.